This is a messenger RNA of Capra hircus (goat), 4547 nucleotides long. It is a transcript of the gene DTHD1, whose product is annotated as death domain containing 1. Gene Ontology annotation, molecular function: protein binding. The record is from RefSeq and is a predicted model, not a curated record. The coding region runs from base 48 to 2450 and encodes 800 amino acids. NCBI's taxonomy places the organism in Eukaryota, Metazoa, Chordata, Mammalia, Artiodactyla, Bovidae. Gene Ontology annotation, biological process: signal transduction. The transcript has 9 exons.
AAUAUUUGGGGAGCACUGCUACAUUUCUAAAGAAAGAAGAAAAGGAGAUGUGUAAUUUAUGCGGCAUGCAUGAUGAAUGCACUCCACUGCAGACAAAGUCCGCCAUUCAAGAUAUCAAAGCAACAGACAUUGCUGCAAGAGGGGAACAAAAUGUCAUAGAAACAGCUACUGUUUCUCCCACAAAUGGAGAGGAAAGUCAUUGCACAAACCAGGUCCAGUUGAAAAAAAAUAAAAUACAUAGGAGUUCAGAAUUAGUGGAAAAAGAAAACAAUACAUCAUUGAAUGGAGAUGUAACAGGGCAAGAAGAGUCACAGAACAAAAUGUUCCCAGAUAAUGCAGAAAAUAAAGAUGAUAAACAAAUAGAACACAUGACUAUUGAGAGCAUAAAUGGCAACAGGGAAGAGUUGCAUGACAUAAUCCAGACAACAGAAAGAGAAAUUCAAGAGAUCUCAGAAAGCCAAAGAGAAGAGAUUACCACAUCCUCAAUAACAUGUGAUAGCUCCAAUAAAUGUGUGAAUAGUCUUCCCAGUGACUCAGAGAGUCUAAAGCAAAAGAAUAACAUAAUGGAAAAGGAGUAUCUUGAUGUGCUGAGUGAUGACACUGUCCCCCAAGUGUCUUGUUAUAUUACAGCACCAGCCUAUGUUCUACAACAUUUACAAUGCAGGAUAAUUAAUAGCAUGAGUUCUUUAAUAGUGAGUGAGAAUGAAGAGUUGGUCAGCAAUGUCAUCACUGUGGAGUGCUCAGAUAUGGAAAAGAGAAUUCCAUUUCCAAUAUGCAUUGCGAUUCCAUUUACUGCACGUUACAGGGGAAAUUACAGAGAUAUCAUGGUGAAAGUGUCUGACAUAAACCUUCAAUCAAGUUAUCUAACUCCAAAUUCACUGGAAGGAAAGAGAGGAAAUUACAAGGGGACCUGUGCUGAAGUGAAAGUUUACAAGUUGGGGAUCUUUUCUGUUGUAUCUUGUUUAAAGAAAGAGUCUUUUACAGUAACAAAGAAAGGUCUUACUCAUAAGACAAGCAUGGAUUCCCGAAUAUCCUUAAAUUACCCUCCAGGAGUUUUCAACUCAUCAGUGCUUAUACAAAUAAAGGUUCAACCAGUUGACCCAUCUCUGGUGGCAUAUUUAAAAACUCAGCAAGAGACUUCCUACUCAGUACUAUCCACAAGCCCUGUGAUUCAUAUUCAGCACCCAUCAACACAUCCUUUUCAGAAGCCAGUCACUGUAUUCCUACCUUGUUCUCCACACCCUGACAAAAAAAAUCUUGGAUCUGAAAUAGAUCAUAAAAGAACAGCUUGUACCACAACAAACAGAAUCAUACCUUUAUACUUCAACAGGACAAAAAGCACUUCCAUAAGAAGACCCAGGAACAAUGCUUGUGAAUCUUUUAAAUUAUUGGGAUUCAGAAGCCGGGAGAGUGGUUGGUUUGUGCUUGAUGAUGUCGUGGUGAGGUCUGUGCAGAGUGGCUCGAUAUCAUUUGAAUUGUGUGAACAUCUAGAGAGGUUUAUCGUGCUUCACUCUUCCUCCAAUGUGGACAACAGCCAUUUGGUUUCCUUUGUGAAGUCUUUGGAGGAAGCCAUGUUCAGCACCACUGCCUGUGCUAUCCUUUAUUACCGGAAAGACAACCCACAUGGAAUUGUUAUUUUAGUGGUGCCUUCUAAAGAUUUAUACCAGGUGCUUGGGAACUUGCGCUCAGAAGCUUCUAGUGGUCCUCCAGAACCAUCUCGCCAUUUCCAAGUGAAAGAAGGAGAAUUGCUUCUUUUACGAUUUACUGGAAAUAUAUUUGCUUCAAGCAAUGGGAAGGAUUAUGGGAAAGACUACAAGCUUAUUUUUCAUUUACAAAGGAAACCUAGACUGGAACUCCAAAUCAAAGAAGUGGAUGAAUUUGGAAACUAUAGCUGCCCUCAUUAUAAGGGUGCCAUUGUAGUUUAUAAAGUACCUAAAGAAAAGAUAGUCCACAACUUGGAUGAAUCUCUGACAUUUAAUGAAAACAAUUAUCAGUUGCCAAUUUGCAAAUUAGCAUUGAGAUUACCAAAGCAUGAAAAAUUAAUCAACCGUCCACAGAGUACCAAAAGAAUUUCUACAGAUCCACUCGAAGCCCUGUGGGACAACUUGCUCUACUGGCUGGCGGAUGAGCUCUCAGAGGAGAAUGCCCUGUGUCUCUCCUCCUCGCUCCCUCUUCGCCGCAGCACCAUUCAGCUCAUCAAACUGAAGAACCCUGAUGAUCUCACAGAACAGACCCAUGAACUUCUUUGUUUUUGGAAAAGAUCACUCCCAAAUUCCACCGACAAACUUCGCCUCCUAGCUCGCCAUCUCCGCAAGAUCGGCAGGAAUGAUCUUGCAGAAGAGCUCAAAUUCAAGUGGGAAAAUAAAGUGUUCACUGAACCACAGCAGUGGUCUGAGGUGGCCGAAUUAAGCCCCACUGCUCUUGCUUUAGCCCUAGAAAAAAGGUCGUAGAUAGUUUGAAGAUGGUUUCUGUUAACAUUUUACUAGAAGUUUCCCAGUAAUGUUGUUUGAAGUGAACUGUUUGCUAGAUGCAAUAUUGAGACAAGCAGAGUGCUGACAAGCACUAAUCAGACCAUAAAAAGCAUCUGCGGGUUUGAGUCCUUGCUCAGGGUUCAGUAACGUAUGUUCUGCAAGCAAGAUUGUCUUAAGCCAAACUAAAUAGCAUUUGUAAUAGAAUAUGUCCUGUGUAUAUUUUAAUAGCUGAGGUAGCAUGUUAAGUAUAAAGGAAAGGUAAUACAUAUAUAUAUAUAUAUAUGAUAUACAGAAUUCCUUUUUAUUAUAAUCUACAUAAAAGUAAACUAGUCACUCAGAAUUCCAAGUAGCUAAUUCACAUUCUAGUUAUACUGUGGAGCCCACAGGUAACAAUGCAAAAUAAAUUAGGCUGCAGAGGCCUGAUGUUGAUGAUAGAAAAUCACUUUUAAAAAACAGCCAAGGUUGAAAUAAAUUAAAAAUAGACUAACACUUCAGCCAUUGACUGCCACAAGUUUUUAGUAAGAUACAGCCUAGAAUCUGGAAAGCCUCAUAUUUUAUUAUUAGUGAAGUGAGGCAGCAGAGAGAUGAUGGAAUAGUGGUGUCUUUUGCGCAGACUUAGGAAAACAACCUGCUACUAAACCAGUUUGACAGAAACCUUAUUACAUAAGCCCUAUAGGAUCACUAUUUUUUAAAAAGCAGCCUUAAAAAGGAAAAAAUUAAAAGAAAAAAUAGUAAUAAUUACCUAAGCCACUCCAUCAUUGAUAAUCCCUGUUAAUAUUUGUGUUUACACUUUGAGGCUUUGGUAACCCUAAAGCACUUUAGCUCCCGAAACAGCGUGACAUGGUGGUUCAUUAGAUUCUUAACGCCAAUCCACUAAUGGAAGACCAUAGGGCCUUGGAUUGCAAAUACCAAUAACUAUUAGUUUUGAUUAUGGGAACAGCUGAAAAUUAAUGAAAUUAUAUGAAGAAUUAAACUUUUAUGUGGUUCUCAUAUGUAAAGACAGGAUCUCAUUCUAUAAAUUAACCAGAGACUUAAGAUAUCUGUAUGUUAAGAAAGAGAGAAGUCCAAUUUUCAAACACAUUUCUGUCAAGAAACCUUAUAACAGUCAAGAUGUUUUAUUAUUUUUACCUGUUUCCAGAAAAGUACAAUAUUUCCCAUGUGCUCUGGGAAUGAAGGAAACAGACUGAAAUGUUCAUUGUUUUUUUGACUACAAAAUAACAGAAGACUCAAGAAAAUUAGAUUUGCCUCUUAUUCCACCACUAGAGACUACUAUUAUGAAAAUAUUUUCUCCACUUUUCUAUUUUCCUUGAAGGAAAUGUUUUUACUUCUAUGUUACAGAUGCAUCAACAUAUAAGUGCACCUAUGUGCAUGCAUAUGCACACAUGCACACUAAUACACACAGAUGUUCACACAUAGUCUUACUCACCCGCCUCCCUCUCACUCAUACACAUCUCACACACCCUCUCUCUGUCCUCACAGCCCAACAAGGGUACUCACUCAUAUAAAUGCACACGUCCCCUCGCACACACCUGUCACAAACAUGUCUGCCCCUUACACGAACAGAAACGCUCAUCCACCUGUACAACAUUCUCACAUGCAUUCACACUCACACACAAACAGCCUCCCACACUAACACACUUUUUCACAUACAACUCCCCACCAUAGACAACCUUACGCACAUACCACCUCAGAUCCACUUGUGCACUCUCACACACGGGCUUUCACAAAUGCAUCCACACCUCCCUCCCACAACUCACGCAUACACACGCUCAUUAACAUUCAUACCCCAGAGAUACAUCCACAAGUACACCAUCUCACAUUACCUGUAUACGUUCACAUCCACACUCACACAUACCCACCUGCACUGUCUCUCACACACACACAUAAAUUCCUUUACAUUCAUAACCUCACAGGCACACAUCCCUUCACACACUCGGACACACAUUUUCCCCUAGAAUUAAAAACCUUGUAUAUUAUUGCAACAAAUAGGUACAUAAAGAACAAAAUGGGUCUUCUCUGAAGCCCCUCCUCCCCCUUCAGCAAUCAGAGGGCAUGUAUGCCACGCCUACACCCUCC